Colletotrichum karsti is the source of this 2043-nucleotide messenger RNA. RefSeq lists its product as uncharacterized. Bases 1 to 2043 code for a protein of 680 amino acids. Gene Ontology annotation, molecular function: beta-glucosidase activity. Gene Ontology annotation, cellular component: cell surface; extracellular region. The transcript has 5 exons. Gene Ontology annotation, biological process: glucan catabolic process. Lineage: Eukaryota; Fungi; Ascomycota; Sordariomycetes; Glomerellales; Glomerellaceae. The record is from RefSeq and is a predicted model, not a curated record.
AUGGCGAUUCCACCGAACGUGCUCAUCCGCGCCCUCGUCGCCUUCGAGGAUGUCAUUAUCCGACAGGUUCGCGACCCCUCCACCCCCUCCGGCUCCUCUGCAAGCAUCGCGAGCGGCAUCGCAGAUCACCUGCUAACGCCUUAUGUCCCACAGAUCCUCCGGAGCCCCGGUUUCCAUCGCGGCGUAGGUCGCAUCCAACGGUUCGUCGACGAGAAACAGAACGGCCCGAUGCCCCACGAGCCCUUGCGACAAGGACAGGCGUCAGCCGAUCCUGAAGGGAAAGGCUUCGCUCACCACUUCUUCCAGGAGCUCAAAAACCAGCUUCGUGGCACUUCGACAGACUCGCCGCCGCCUGGACCGCCCAAGCGAUCUUCUUCGACCAGUGCCGCCCCGACAGCAUGCUCCGGCAGCUUCACGGACAUCUCCGCCGUCGACUACGUCAAGGCAAUGAACCCGGGAUGGAACCUCGGCAACACUCUCGACGCCAUCCCCAACGAAGGAUCGUGGAACAAUCCGCCUGUCAAGGCGGAGACGUUUGAUGACAUCAAGGCCGCCGGUUUCAAGAGCGUUCGGAUUCCUGUUACAUACAGCGAUCACUUCACCAGCGCAGCACCAAACUACACCGUUGAUCCCGCCUGGCUUCAACGCGUGUCCGACGUCGUUGAUAUGGCCACCGCCCGCGGCCUCUACGUCCUCACAAACGUCCACCAUGACUCCUGGAACUGGGCCGACGUUACACAGGCCACGACAGACGACGCCAAAAAGGUCCUUAACGAUAAGUUCUACGCAGUCUGGCUCCAGAUCGGCAAGAAGUUGGCCUGCAAAUCAAACCUUGUCUCCCUCGAACCCAUCAAUGAGCCGCCUGCCACCACAGCCGAACACGGUGCCCACCUCAACACCCUUAACGAGCUUUUCCUAAAGGCCCUGGCGGACAGCGGCGGCUUUAACACUCGUCGCGUAGUGAACUUAGUAGGCGGUGGAAUGGACGGCUACAAAACUACGGACUGGUUCAAGGCUCCUGCCUCGAUAAAAAACCCUUGGGCUAUUCAGUACCACUACUAUUCACCCUAUGACUUCGUCUUCGCAGCGUGGGGCAAGACGAUUUGGGGCAGCGAUGCAGACAAGGCGGCAAUGAAGACUGAUCUGAGCGUCGUGCGAGGCAACUUCACCGACAUUCCCCUGAUCAUCGGAGAAUUCGAUGCCAGCCCGCUGAAUACCGAGCCCGCGGCACGAUGGAAGUGGACGGACCACUUUGUCCGUACCGCAACUGAACUCAACACGGCGAUCAUCAUCUGGGAUAACGGGCUGGACCACCUUGAUCGGAACACGCAUACCUGGCGCGACCCGACAUCCCUCGGCAUCGUCAAGAAUGCGGCCAAGGGAGUCAAGAAUUCCCUGCCAGACAGUACCGUCGAUGCAGCGACGACCACGCAGUCCUCGUCUGCCUUCGUGUGGAACAAGGUUGGAGAGACGCCCAAGGACACGACAUUGCCGUGGCUUUUCAACGGAAAUACUCUCAAGAGCGUCAAGACCAACACCGGAGCCGCGCUCGCUGUCGACAAAGACUACAGCGUGACAUCUUCCUCAAUCACCUUCAAGGCCAGUUCCCUGAACCAGUGGCUUUCUGCCACGGCAGCCCCCGGAAGCAAGGCGAACUUGACGGUGGAGUUCUCAGCAGGUUCGACGGUGCAGGUGGAGGUCAUACAGUGGGAUGUGCCUCGUCUCUCCGCUACCAGCAGUAAGGCUGUUUCUGGGGCGGAUCUGAAUAUCCCGAUCGAGUACAAGGGGUUGAAGAUGCCGGCUGCCGUGAAGGCCUUGAGGAGCGAUGGCGUCUACCUAUUUGAUGACUGGACCCAGUAUCUUGGCCCGCUUCAGCAGGCUCACAUCACCUUCAAUGGCCAGUGGCAGUAUGACGGCGAAAAGGUGAUAUUGCCACAAGCCACUGUCCAGGCUGUCAUUACCAGCGGCAAAUCGACGGUGUUUACUUUCGAGUUCUACCCUCGUGUCCCGGGAAACAAUGUCACAUACACCCUGAACCCUUGA